CAGCCGGCCCCCUGGUGCAGGCGCAGAGGUCGCGGGGAGAAGGAAGCAGCAGCCGCGUCGUGUUCCUCUGAAAGCAGCCUGGAUGUAGCGCAGCCCCUCCGCUCCGGCCGACCUGCGUUUCUACCUUUCAUUAGCACCGUCGCCAUCGCUGCAGAUGUGUCUUCUUCCAAACGCGGAGGAAAUAAUGAGCGAAAACAUCUGGGCGCGGCACACUUCAGAGGAAGCUGCUCGGCUCUGUCGGAGGUCGUUUUUGCCUUUUGUAUUUCCUUGCUGAAUGUCGUGGACAUUUUGGAUUUAGUUUUACUUCUAAGUGCUCCGCGUCGUGAAAGUCGCACACAUCGCGGACCCGGAUUUGUCUGGUCGCUGUUUGCUUCGCACUCUUCCGGUUGUUGUCUUUCAAUUGAGUAGCUCGGAUAUUUAAAACAAAAGUGAGGACAGAAGAAGCUUCGGCUCGUCGGGAGAACUUGAGGAGACGGUGCCUCUUUAAGUGGGCAGCGUUAGCUAGCUGCUAACACUAGCCCCCCCCCCCCCAAAAAAGGACCCGCACUGAAGUAACCACAAAUCUCGCUAAUGUCCACUUGCUUCAGUAUUUCUCUGAUAUUCGCAGCUCGCCCACAGCCCGGACACCAUUAACAGAGACAGCGACUCCACGUUGACCGAGAUAAGCAAAUUGUUGCUUUCAUCUGCCAUCCACUGGCAUCCAGGCGCUUGAGUCCUAAAUGACAAGUGACUGAGGAUGUCCAAGCGGAGCUUGUUUGUUCGUCUGGUGCCCUGCCGCUGCUUGCGGGGUGAAGAGGAGACGGUAACAUCGCUGGACUACUCCCACUGCAGCCUGGAGACUGUUCCUAAGGAGAUCUUUAACUUUGAGAAGACCCUGCAGGAACUCUAUCUCGAUGCCAACCAGAUCGAGGAACUGCCUAAACAACUGUUUAACUGCCAGUUACUACAUCGACUGAGCUUGCCAGAUAAUGACCUUACGGUGAUGCCAGCAGCGAUUGCAAACCUCAUCAAUCUCAGGGAGCUUGAUGUCAGCAAAAACAGUAUCCAGGAGUUUCCAGAAAACAUCAAGAACUGCAAGGUCCUAACCAUUGUAGAAGCCAGUGUGAAUCCCAUAUCAAAGCUCCCAGAUGGCUUCACGCAGCUCCUGAGUCUGACGCAGCUCUACCUGAACGAUGCCUUUUUGGAGUUCCUACCAGCCAGCUUUGGCAGGUUGACAAAAUUACAGAUCUUGGAGCUGAGGGAGAACCAAUUAAAGAUGUUGCCAAAAAGCAUGCAGAAGCUCACGCAGCUUGAGAGGCUGGACCUGGGGAGUAAUGAGUUCACUGAAGUGCCUGAGGUGUUGGAGCAGCUGACUGGAAUCAAGGAACUGUGGAUGGAUGGGAACAGACUGACGUUUUUACCUGGGAUGGUUGGGAUGCUGAAACAGCUGGUCUACCUGGACGUGUCCAAGAACAACCUAGAGAUGGUAGAUGAGCAAAUCUGCGGCUGUGAGAGUCUGCAGGACCUCCUGCUCUCCAACAAUGCCCUCACACAGCUGCCAGGCUCCAUCGGCUCGCUGAAGAAACUGACUGCACUGAAAGUGGAUGAGAACCAGCUGAUGUACCUUCCAGACUCUGUUGGAGGGCUGCACAUUCUGGAGGAGCUGGACUGCAGUUUCAACGAGAUUGAAGCUUUGCCGUCUUCUGUCGGUCAGUGUGUUUGCAUGCGCACCUUUGCAGCAGAUCACAACUUCUUGACCCAGCUUCCCCCUGAGAUGGGCAACUGGAGGAACGCAACCGUGCUGUUUCUACAUUCCAACAAACUGGAGUCAUUGCCUGAGGAGAUGGGAGACAUGCAGAGGCUCAAAGUCAUCAAUCUAAGCAACAACAAGUUGAAGAAUCUUCCUUACAGUUUCACUAAGCUGAACCAGAUGACUGCAAUGUGGCUGUCUGAAAACCAGUCAAAGCCCCUGAUCCCUCUGCAGAAAGAGGAGGAUCCAGAGAUGCACAAAACUGUGCUGACUAACUACAUGUUCCCCCAGCAAACCAGGACAGAGGAGUACCUUCCCAGCUCUGACUCGGAGAGCUUUAAUCCGGCGCUGUGGGAGGAACAACGCAAGCAUCGAGCUCAGGUGGCCUUCGAGUGUGACGAGGACAAAGAUGACAGAGAAGCGCCACCGAGGGAGGGAAACCUGAAGCGCUACCCUACACCAUAUCCAGACGAGCUGAAGAACAUGGUGAAGACGGCCCAGUCGGUGGCUCACAGGCUGAAGGAGGAUGAGUCAGGCGACGAGUCGGGGAAAGAUGGAAAACCAGUAGAGAGGAACCACAUUGGUGUGCAGGACGUGGGUGUCAAGGUGAUAGAGGCCCCCUGCCCCAACGGCGUGGCAACAGACAAAGAGACCUAUAUAUCUUCCAAUAUAUAUGCCCAAAGUCCCUCUGCACCAGAUUCUAAAGACGCUUCAGACACGUCUUACAGCUCCCACAGAGUCCCACUGAAAUCCUCAGAGGGAUCCAUGAUGAACCACGAGGACACACUGGAGGAUUCUGAGGAGCUGUCGGAUGAAGAAGAGGAAAUGAAAAUAGCAGAGAUGAGACCCCCUCUUAUUGAGAUCUCCAUCAACCAGCCUAAAGUAGUGACUUUAAGUAAGGACAAAAAAGAUGAUGGGAAAGAUGCAGACUCGUUGCUGGAUGACACUGUGGCCAACAGCAACCAGAACAAUAGUAACUGUUCAUCCCCAUCACGCAUGUCCGACUCAGUGUCUCUGACCACGGACAGCAGCCAGGACAACUCUCUGUGUACCCCUGAGAGAGAGGCAAAGAUGCCUUUCCUCCCAAAAAGCCGGCAAGAAGAUGAGAACAUGAACCAGCCUAAAGACACCACCCCUCUCCUCCAUAAUGGUAAUGGCUCUGAAACGUCCCUUCAGGCCCUUUUGAAAACCCAGCAGAUGCCACCAGAAAAAAUGGGUGACUACGACCUGUCAAUGGAAGCCAGAAUGGCCUUCAUUGAGAAGGGAAUCAACAAUGGCAUGGAAGACACCUACACCAAGUGGGACCAGAUCAAUAUGAACAUUUCCAAGCUCCCAACUGACAACAUGGUUCAGCUGGACGGGGUGGACAAGACCAAGAAUGGUUCUGUAACCCGGGAGGAGUUGGGCGGAAGGCAGACUUUCAGCAAUGACAACUUGGAGCAUUUGCGAAAUGGAAACCAGCAGGUCAGUGACUGCUUCAGCAGUCUGGGCCACAAAAGUCAAGCAGUGAGAGCUGAGCCAUCUGCCGUGCAUGUGGCCUCGACAGGCGUGACAGCCAGCAGUGACAUGUCUCUGUCUCGCAGCACAGAGGAGCUGUCUCCAGACAAAAGGUGCCAUCCCCCACAGGUGAUGAAGUCCCACAGUGUCUGUAACAUGGAAACGGGGGGCAUGAGGCUGUUCUCCUUUGAAGGGGAUGAUGAAGCAUAUGAGGCAGCAGCAAUGAGCUGGAUGGCAGGAGCCGGGCCAGGAGCUCAGGGCCAAAGCAUUGUCAGGAGCAAGUCAGCCAGUCAGUUACUCAAUGACCAGAGUCUUCAGGUCUACCCCAACUCCUCUGCAUCUUCCUCAGACCUGCUCUCCUGCUCCAAGCCUCCUGCCAGCAACAGCAGAUACCCAGUCUCCUCCAGCAUGGCCAUGGGCAUCGCUCCUCCUCAGUACAAUAUUCAGUACACAAGCAGUGCCAUACCGAAAGAGAGCAUGUGGACCCAGAGGACGCCCAUGCCCCCCCCAGAGCACCAGGGCUACCUCCCUCCUCCUCCACACUCACUAGCCAACACCAACUACUCCAACCGUAAUCAGGCACCUCCCUUCCCUCUAUCGCAACAGCAAAGGGGGCCUCCCAUGGCUCCUAAACCCUCUGGGGACAUGUGGGCUAUGGAGAGACUUCAUUCUACUGGCGGCCAGCCUCGCAGCAGCACUCUGCAGAGGCAAAGUAGCACCGCCUCCACAGCUUCAAUAGGUGACCCAAGGCGCAUGCAGUUGCCCGAUGGGGAAUAUAUGACUUACAGGGACAUUCAUACCCUCGCCAGGGGCCCACUGGCAAUGAGCCAGGCCGCGCAGAGGCCCCUGUCAGCUCGCACUUACAGUAUCGACGUACCCGGAGUUUCCAGGCCUCUCAUUGCGAGACCACAGCCCCACGAGCUUCCAGAGAGGACCAUGUCCGUCUGUGAUUUCAACUACCAGCACAGCAGCCCCAGCAAAAGGCCCAACACCAGGGUGAAGUCUGAGUACUCGCUCCUGGACGGGCCUGGAGCGGUGUCAGGAGGAGUGGGAGCAGCAAGAGUGCCGCAAGACUGGAGAGAUCAGGUGAUGCGUCACAUCGAGGCCAAGAAAAUUGAAAAGAAUGCGCUGUCUCGCUCCUAUAAUUCCAAUAACGCUCCGCUGAGCUGGUCUCACUACGGCAGCUGUAGGGAUAUGCAUGCCAGCCAAGGGUCUCUGGUCUUUAGUCCCAGAGAGGGUCAGCCGUACGGAGCUCUGGGCUUCAGUGAUGAUGUGUAUAGUCCACAAGGGCAGCAGAGCUACACCUUGGACCCCCACAGAAAAGUGCCUUUGUUGAAUGGUCAGAUGGGACCCUCUGGUCGUCCUCAGAUGAACCAGAUGAACCAGAUGCCCAUGGCUCGCCACCCUUCCAGAGAACAGCUCAUUGAUUACCUGAUGCUCAAAGUCUCCCAGCCACAAGCACCACCCCGGGGCCCGCAAGAAGCAAUGCAGCAAGAGUUCCGCGUGAAAGUGGAGAAGAAUCCAGAGCUGGGCUUCAGCAUAUCAGGAGGAGUGGGAGGACGAGGAAACCCCUUUCAUCCUGAUGACUAUGGCAUAUAUGUGACAAGGGUCCAGCCUGAGGGACCGGCAGCCAAGAUUCUUCAGCCUGGAGAUAAAAUUAUCCAGGCAAAUGGCUACAGCUUUGUGAAUAUCGAUCACGGGAACGCAGUGUCCCUGCUAAAGACUUUUCCAUGCACUGUGGAUAUGAUUAUCUUCAGAGAAAUGCAAGCAUAGACUCAACCGAGACUGAACUGUGGAGUGUGCGCGGGGGAUGUGAGGAAAGAAGAAGAAGAGACGUUUAUGUCGUCUCUCAUAUUUUUUUAUACACAGAAGAGUCUGAUGUGUCGAUUUCUGUCAGGACUAUUCCUACUCGAGAUCUUCACAGCCUUGAUUCAAACUGGGAAAACCACUGAAUGUAGUGGAACCAUGUGAGGGGGCAGCAAACAUCUGCAAGUACGAGUCCUCAAACGGCCAUCACUGUGGUAUAUAUAUUUUUAUACAAAAGAAGCUGAAGAUGCUCUGAUGCAAAUAAUUACUGUGGUCUCUGUACAGGUCAUUUUUUUUCUUUUUUUCUUAGUCCAAAACUCUUUAAAAUCCUUUAUCAUUAUUUGGGUUAUAUUUCUGCGCAUGGACAUGAAUUGACCACUAGGAGGGCAUCCACUCUCCUGUCAUCCACUUCGCCUUUUUUUUUUUACACUUUUAUUUAAGAUGUUGAAACCUUUUUGAGGGGGGAUCUGCCACGCGGUUUAUAUGGAGGACAGUGGUAUGUGCUUUUCAUGUGGAGACGAAUGUAGAUCAAGGUGAUGAUUUGAUUUUUUUUUUUUUUUUUUUUUUGGGAGAUUUUUUUUGUUGCUUUUUGUCUCUGUCUUUCAAGAUCAAGGAGUUGAGGAGAGGAAAAGAUUAUCCGCCUCUGCUUCCGUAAACCUGUGAACACGCUCCAGGUCACAUACACCUGUCCUCAGUUCAGCUCAAAUAUCCUCACAGGAACUCAGCCGCUCAGCUCAUCGCCUGACGUGACCACGACCUGUGCCGUUUGAGACAAACAUAUCAAAGGAAACUCUGGAUGUGAUAAUUUAGUGGGAUAGGACUGAGAAAUGGAAUGGAAGGCUCCUUGAAUCUAUAAAUUGUAUCUAAUUUGUUAUUAUGUGCUUGUUAAGUGUAAAUACGAUGCAUGGCACAUUUUACAGGAGGUUAUGUACGAACUAUUUCUCGGCUCAGCUUCUGCUUUACUGGCGGUGGCUCAGAGUCAGGAUAUCGUCUAUAACCCUGUAUAAAAUGACACCAUAUCAGAUUUACACACAAUCAUGAGAUACUCCAUGUCCGUUAGUGAACUGAGAAGGCAGAUUUCUUUGGUUAGAGCUGGACUAACUGCCCCCGUCUCCAGUUAUCACUUCUAAGAGAAGCCAACAAGCUGCUAGCUGGAUCCUUGCUUAACAGACAGAUAUAGGAACGGUAUCAGUCUUCACGUCUCAUCUCUCCGCCAAAAAGCGAAAACGCUUAUUCCCCACCACGUAAAUCUAAAGCAGAGGAAGCUGUGGGUGGUUCUCGUUAACCAAAGCAAGUUUGCUGUGGACAGAAGGCGAAAGCAGGAGAUGACUAAAGAGAGCUACUGGAAUACGAACAUUUUUAAAGUUUUAUUUUCAAGGGCUUCAUCUUCCAGGCAGCCGCUGUUGAGAUGUGCGUUUGUUUUACAAGGGUUUCAGCAUCUGGCAGUAUCUUUUUCAUUUUUCAUUUUCUUUACAUAGGAGAAGACCACAGUUUGCCUUUUGUGUCUAUACAAAUGUUUUAAUCCUAAUUUUUACUCAUACCUUUGGAGCGAUGUCUUUUUUUUCUUCUUCUUCUUUGCUGUACAGAGAAUAGAGUUGGGAGAAACAAGUUGUCAAGUGCCAUAGACCUUGAGCUGUUUGAAUAGGGGAGGACCUCUGACCCCAGAACUCGAGCAAUAGUCACAUGUCCACAAACUUCUGAGUUCAUCUGCAUAACGGCUAAAAAAGCAAUACUUUAAAGCCUUUAUUUUCAUUCAGAAAAACCAACAUCACAUAGCUUUUUUUUUUUUUAAACACAACCUUUUACUAGUCCCUGAUGGUUUUACAUGGUUUUUAUAUCGUGAAAUGUCUUCUUUUUUUGUAAUGAAGCAGCACAGGACAUGUGUAUGAUAGUGCUUGAAAAAAAAAUCGAAUCUCUGCGUUGUAUACAAGUGAACGUUUGUGUCACUUUACCCGAUGCUUUUUAAUGUUGGACACUUCGAAUACCGCGGCUUCCGGUGUUCAUCUGUGCAAAGAAAACAACAUCCGCCGUUGAAAACCAUCUGACUGUCAACAAACUGUGUCAGAAGGAAAAACAUCAAAUGUUCCAUGUACCUGUCAGUUGCAUGAAAUCAGCAGUUAGUGGUAAAUGAUUACUCAGUGAGACGUGUUUCCAGAAAACAAGUGGAAAUGAUCCAAUUCACACACCGUGCAAAGAGUCCAUUCAAUCCAGCAGUACAUUUGUGACCACUGAAUAGUUUGUACAGUAUAUGAUAGAAAUUUUACUUUUUAUCCUUUUAAUGAUUUGUCGUCCUGUUUGAAAGUGAAGCUGUGCCCUCAAUUUAUUAACAAAAUCUUAAACUGGUCAAAUUUAUUUGCUGGAAAGCAACGAAGUAAUGUGCAGUUCCCCACAAACAAAUGUUCACAAAACAUCUUAUAUUUUACACAGAUUUACUGUUUCUUAUUUGUUCUAAUUUUGUUGGUAACUUUCUUAGAGUAGAGGGGGAAAAUUGGGGGGUAAUGGUCACUUUAUAUUCACGGCAAAAACGUACAGUCUGACAUUGUAGACAAUCUACGGAGAUCAAACAUUUUCGUCAUCCAUGUUGGUCUGUUUCUUACGAUCCCGUAUUUGUUCUUAUUUAUUUAGAAGUCUUCUAUGGACUUUAGACCUUAUUAAUCAAAUUGUAAAUACUCUAAAAAAUUUGACAAAAGAGUUAUUAAUGGCAUUAGUGACUUGCGAUUGUAAAACCAGCAAUAAAUUGCAAUGCAGAGGCACCUGUUUUAAUGUAUAGCUAGUAUUUCUAAGGUUUCUGUUGAAACCGUCACAGUGAGAGGAUUGAUAUGCAUUUAUCCAACAUUCCAGAUUUUGUACAUAAUUAACUGUUUCUGAAGUAACCUGCGGAAAAUAAACUAAUGCUCUUUACCAACAA
Messenger RNA from Pleuronectes platessa (European plaice), 7940 nucleotides. It is a transcript of the gene erbin, whose product is annotated as erbb2 interacting protein. Gene Ontology annotation, biological process: neurotransmitter receptor transport, endosome to postsynaptic membrane; neurotransmitter receptor transport postsynaptic membrane to endosome. The record is from RefSeq and is a predicted model, not a curated record. NCBI's taxonomy places the organism in Eukaryota, Metazoa, Chordata, Actinopteri, Pleuronectiformes, Pleuronectidae. The transcript is spliced from 27 exons. The coding region runs from base 737 to 4999 and encodes 1420 amino acids. Gene Ontology annotation, molecular function: protein binding. Gene Ontology annotation, cellular component: adherens junction; postsynaptic density; postsynaptic membrane.